AUGCUUUCGAAUCCCCUCCACCGCUUCUCGGCAUACAAUGCCUUGCCCUCGAACGGUAUGAUGUCCAACGGGCACUUGCCCUCGAAUCACAUGCACACCGGCCUCCACACCCUGGCCGACGGAUCGCAAUACGCGCUCCAGCAGCUCCAGCAGCACGUCGAUGUUCAUCAGAGUGGCCAAGUUCACAGAGGCCAUAAUAAUAAGCAUCGUCAGCACCCCUACGCGCCUGGGCCAGGCAAUGGCAGGACGGCAAGCAAUGGCUCCUCUGGCCCCAUCCGCCGGAGAAUCAGCAGGGCCUGCGAUCAGUGCAACCAACUCCGAACAAAAUGUGACGGGCAAGCUCCUUGCGCUCAUUGCGUUGAAUUUGGGUUGGGUUGCGAAUACAUACGGGAACGCAAGAAGCGAGGCAAGGCUUCGCGCAAAGAUUUGGCACAACAAGCUGCAGCCGCAGCCGCCAAUGGACAAAAAUCCCCAACCGGGCAAUCCUCAGAUGAGAGAACUUCACCUACAGAGUCACGCAAUGAGAAUGGCUCUUCCACUACGUCUAUCAACAAUGAGAAUGGCUCGUUCCGCCGGCCCCAAGCCUCGCGCUCGCUUAGUCUCAACACCACCAACCUCGACAAAUCCUCAGCUCGUGAAGCCAUGAAGGGCAGACUCCGCGCCGGUAGUCUUGAGUCCUUGACGGAGAUGGCCAAUGGGCACCAGCCUCACAUGGUUUCCCGUGCGGAAGCCGAUCAAAUCGAAAGCCCCGUGUCCCUGAAUCUCAACGGCUAUUCAAGCAUGCAUGGCUACCGACCCGCCAUCAAUUCCCACAUGAUGAAUGGGAAUGGUGGCCAUCCCAACUUCAGUGCCGGACAAGGUUCUUUACCCGGGUAUCCAGAUAUGCCCUACGCCAUCCAGGCAUCGAGCCCAACACAUUACCCGGGUAAUACACCCGGCGCUUUUCGUUUAGGCGAUAGCCCUCUGCCCGGAUUCUCCAUGGGGUCAGAUCCUGCUUCGCCGGGAGGGUGGAUGUCCCUACCGUCGCCCUCGAACCAGUACCAGCAACACGUGACGAACCACAACUUUAAUUCGACGCUCCGGUAUCCUGUAUUGCAACCCCUCAUUCCUCACCUUGGCAAUAUCAUCCCGAUAUCCCUGGCUUGCGACUUGCUUGACUUGUACUUUGCAAGUUCGUCGUCGGCGCUGAUGCAUCCGACUUCACCCUACGUCCUUGGAUAUGUCUUUCGAAAGCAUUCCAUUCUUCACCCAACCAAGCCGAGACAAUGCACACCGGCCCUGCUUGCCAGCAUGCUCUGGGUCGUUGCCCAGACAAGUGACGCAGCUUUCUUAACAGCACCUCCUUCAUCACGUGGACGCAUCUGUCAAAGACUGCUCGAACUCACUGUUGGUCUGCUCAAGCCCCUGAUCCAUGGUCCUUCCAAUGACGACGCUUCACCAAACUUCUCCAACACCGUCAUCAGUGGCGUUGCCUUGGGUGGCCUCGGUGUUGCCAUGCCUGGAUCCGUGAACAUAGACGGCCUGAACGUAGAGACUGGAGCCUUUGGUGCCGCGGGAACUUUGGAUGAUGUCGUCACCUACAUCCAUCUGGCCACCGUGGUGUCGGCCAGUGAGUACAAAGGCGCUAGCCUGAGAUGGUGGAAUGCAGCAUGGUCUUUGGCAAGAGAAUUAAAACUUGGAAGAGAGCUGCCUCAGAACGCUGCAUCCCUGCCAUCUCAACCACCCGAAACCGUCAAUGAUGUCGACGCUGACGGAGAGGCCGACGAUGAUCUACAGAACACGUCGACCCUGAUCACCGAGGAGGAACGGGAAGAACGGAGAAGAAUAUGGUGGCUGUGCUAUACCGUGGAUCGUCAUCUCGCGCUAUGUUAUAACAGACCUCUCUUCCUGUUAGACAUCGAGUGUGAUGGCCUUCUCCAGCCAAUGGACGAUACUUUAUGGCAGGCUGGAGAAUUCUACACUGGUGAUUCAAGCAUUCAUAUUACCUCCCCGAGUGGCACACCACGGAUUAGAAGGAGAGGACCUAACUUUGAGUGUACCGGACAUAGCAUAUUCGGAUAUUUCUUACCCCUCAUGACUAUCCUCGGGGAGAUCGUAGAUCUCUACCACGCCAAAAACCACCCCCGAUUCGGCGUUGGCUUCAGAUCUGCCCAGGAAUGGGAUGAUCACGCCAGCGAAAUCGCCCGACAGCUCGAGGCGUACGGCCAGAGUCUCAAAGAUUUCGAGUCGCGACAUCUCAGCGCCCUAGCCGUAGAACAAACCGAGAAAACAAAUAUGGAAGGCAUCACUUCAACAAAUCCAACAGGCAACAUUGAGCAUAACGAUAUAGGCACACCUUCAGUCCAUUCAAUUCACACAAGUUCCUCAGCUCACAUUUCAGAAGCCGACAUUCAGACAAGGAUAGUCGUUGCGUACGGCACUCACGUCAUGCACGUCUUACACAUCUUGCUGACAGGGAAAUGGGAUCCCAUCUCACUUCUCGACGACAAUGAUCUCUGGAUCUCAUCUCAGAGCUUCAUCAAUGCUACAGAUCACGCAGUAAGUGCAGCCGAGGCCAUCAACAACAUCCUCGAGUACGACCCAGGUCUCGAAUUCAUGCCAUUCUUCUUUGGCGUGUAUCUACUACAAGGGAGCUUUCUGCUUCUCCUCAUCGCAGACAAACUUCAAGUCGAAGCAUCCCCCAGCGUAGUGAAAGCAUGCGAGACCAUCGUCCGCGCACACGAAGCCUGUGUCGUGACCCUGAACACUGAAUACCAGAGGAAUUUCCGCAACGUCAUGCGUUCAGCACUCGCCCAAGUCCGCGGCCGCGUCCCCGAAGACUUCGGCGAGCAACAACUGCGACGGAGAGAAGUGCUCGCUCUAUACCGAUGGACAGGCGACGGCACCGGCCUCGCCCUCUAA
This is a messenger RNA of Hyaloscypha bicolor E, 2901 nucleotides long. RefSeq lists its product as uncharacterized. The transcript has 4 exons. The record is from RefSeq and is a predicted model, not a curated record. Gene Ontology annotation, molecular function: zinc ion binding; DNA-binding transcription factor activity, RNA polymerase II-specific; DNA binding. NCBI's taxonomy places the organism in Eukaryota, Fungi, Ascomycota, Leotiomycetes, Helotiales, Hyaloscyphaceae. The coding region runs from base 1 to 2901 and encodes 966 amino acids. Gene Ontology annotation, biological process: DNA-templated transcription; regulation of DNA-templated transcription.